AUGUUGGAGAACUGGGCGCUGCAUGCGGACAAGGUGGGGCUGCGAGGGCACUACAUCAUCUUUGCUGCGGAGAGGCAGUGCUUCGACUUCGCCAACCACAAGUGGCCGGGGCAGGCACUUCUCCUCAACUUAGAGGACCAGUUCGUGCAGCAGGAUGGAAACGUGGACCUGUCCCAAGAAAUCGGAUACCAUUCCGCGGGCUUCCUUCGAGUGGCGUCUCGCAGGGCCGUCUACAUCGUGCACCUCCUCGCCUUUGGCUUCUCCGUCCUCUACUCCGAUAUCGACCUCGCUCUCCUGCAAAACCCCCUCCCAUUCUUCGCUCCUAUCUCCUCCUCCGCUGCCUCCUCCUCCCCCUCCUCUUCCACCCCUGCACCGGACUCCGGCUCCCCUCCUGCCGCUGCCCUGCCGAAAGAAUUCGACAUGUUCAUCACCGCAGAUCAAGCCUGGACGGACGGCCCAGAUCACACGGUCAGUCUGGGCGAGCCAGGGCUGCCGGAGGUCAUGUGCUCGUGCUUCCUCUUCUUCCGGCCCACAUUGGGAGCCAAGGCGCUUGUUUCCCUGUGGGCGUACAGCAUGGUGGUGAAAGGGAGUGGGGUGGCCAACGAGAACGACCAGCACCAUCUGGGCCAUGUCCUCGCAAUGAUGAGAGAGCCAGGGAUUGACGCGAAUAUCGGCGUGCUGCCCGGGAAAAAGUUCCCGUCGGGUGAGCUGAUGAAAGAAAAUAUGACGAGAUUCUUGGAGAUGAAGGCGGGGGUGGUGAUGGUGCAUGCGAACUAUGUGGUGGGGAAGCGGAGUAAGAUUGAUCGGCUGAUUGAGGCUGGGGUGUGGCUGCUGCCGCCUCCCCCAAACGAGGGAGAGGAGGAGGAGGGGCAGGGAGGCGAGGAAGGGGAGGAGGAGAUGGAGAGGCGGUUGAUGGGAGUGGCGGAGUGGGUACCAUCACAUGUGGAUGCGGUGGUGAGGCUGGCACCUGGUGUGGCCCGGGAUGGGCCGCUCAUUCUCACCGUGCUCUGCCAUGGCGACUGUGGGUGGUGCACGUGGUGUCACCUAUACAUUUGGUAUGCAUGCUGUGGUGCUUGCAUGCUGUGGUGGUUGCAUGUUGUGGUGGUAUGCAUGCUGUGGUGGUAUGCAUGCUGUGGUGGUAUGCAUGCUGUGGUGGUUGCAUGCUGUGGUGGUAUGCAUGCUGUGGUGGUUGCAUGCUGUGGUGGUAUGCAUGCUGUGGUGGUUGCAUGCUGUGGUGCUUGCAUGCUGUGGUGGUAUGCAUGCUGUGGUGGUAUGCAUGCUGUGGUGGUAUGCAUGCUGUGGUGGUUGCAUGCUGUGCUGUGGUGGUUGCAUGCUGUGGUGGUUGCAUGCUGUGGUGGUAUGCAUGCUGUGGUGGUUGCAUGCUGUGGUGGUAUGCAUGCUGUGGUGGUUGCAUGCUGUGGUGGUAUGCAUGCUGUGGUGGUAUCCAUGCUGUGGUGGUAUGCAUGCUGUGGUGGUAUGCAUGCUGUGGUGGUUGCAUGCUGUGGUGGUUGCAUGCUGUGGUGCUUGCAUGCUGUGGUGGUUUGCAUGCUGUGGUGGUAUGCAUGCUGUGGUGGUAUGCAUGCUGUGGUGGUAUGCAUGCUGUGGUGGUUGCAUGCUGUGGUGGUUGCAUGCUGUGGUGGUUGCAUGCUGUGGUGGUUGCAUGCUGUGGUGGUUUGCAUGCUGUGGUGGUAUGCAUGCUGUGGUGGUAUGCAUGCUGUGGUGCUUGCAUGCUGUGGUGGUAUGCAUGCUGUGGUGGUAUGCAUGCUGUGGUGGUAUGCAUGCUGUGGUGGUAUGCAUGCUGUGGUGCUUGCAUGCUGUGGUGGUUUGCAUGCUGUGGUGGUAUGCAUGCUGUGGUGGUAUGCAUGCUGUGGUGGUAUGCAUGAUGUGGUGGUAUGCAUGCUGUGGUGGUAUGCAUGCUGUGGUGGUAUGCAUGCUGUGGUGGUAUGCAUGCUGUGGUGGUAUGCAUGCUGUGGUGGUUGCAUGCUGUGGUGGUUGCAUGCUGUGGUGGUUGCAUGCUGUGGUGGUUGCAUGCUGUGGUGGUUGCAUGCUGUGGUGCUUGCAUGCUGUGGUGGUAUGCAUGCUGUGGUGGUAUGCAUGCUGUGGUGGUAUGCAUGCUGUGGUGGUAUGCAUGCUGUGGUGGUUGCAUGCUGUGGUGGUAUGCAUGCUGUGGUGGUAUGCAUGCUGUGGUGCUUGCAUGCUGUGGUGGUAUGCAUGCUGUGGUGGUAUGCAUGCUGUGGUGGUUGCAUGCUGUGGUGGUUGCAUGCUGUGGUGGUAUGCAUGCUGUGGUGCUUGCAUGCUGUGGUGGUAUGCAUGCUGUGGUGGUAUGCAUGCUGUGGUGCUUGCAUGCUGUGGUGGUAUGCAUGCUGUGGUGGUAUGCAUGCUGUGGUGGUUGCAUGCUGUGGUGGUUGCAUGCUGUGGUGGUAUGCAUGCUGUGGUGCUUGCAUGCUGUGGUGGUAUGCAUGCUGUGGUGGUAUGCAUGCUGUGGUGGUAUGCAUGCUGUGGUGGUAUGCAUGCUGUGGUGGUAUGCAUGCUGUGGUGGUUGCAUGCUGUGGUGGUUGCAUGCUGUGGUGGUUGCAUGCUGUGGUGGUAUGCAUGCUGUGGUGGUUGCAUGCUGUGGUGGUAUGCAUGCUGUGGUGGUUGCAUGCUGUGGUGGUAUGCAUGCUGUGGUGGUAUGCAUGCUGUGGUGGUAUGCAUGCUGUGGUGGUAUGCAUGCUGUGGUGGUUGCAUGCUGUGGUGGUUGCAUGCUGUGGUGGUUGCAUGCUGUGGUGGUAUGCAUGCUGUGGUGGUAUGCAUGCUGUGGUGGUAUGCAUGCUGUGGUGGUAUGCAUGCUGUGGUGGUUGCAUGCUGUGGUGGUUGCAUGCUGUGGUGGUUGCAUGCUGUGGUGGUUGCAUGCUGUGGUGGUUGCAUGCUGUGGUGGUUGCAUGCUGUGGUGGUUGUAUGCUGUGGUGGUUGCAUGCUGUGGUGGUUGCAUGCUGUGGUGCUUGCAUGCUGUGGUGGUAUGCAUGCUGUGGUGGUUGCAUGCUAUGGUGGUUGCAUGCUGUGGUGGUUGCAUGCUGUGGUGGUUGCAUGCUGUGGUGCUUGCAUGCUGUGGUGGUAUGCAUGCUGUGGUGGUAUGCAUGCUGUGGUGGCAUGCAUGCUGUGGUGGUUGCAUGCUGUGGUGGUUGCAUGCUGUGGUGGUUGCAUGCUGUGGUGGUUGCAUGCUGUGGUGGUUGCAUGCUGUGGUGGUUGCAUGCUGUGGUGGUUGCAUGCUGUGGUGGUUGCAUGCUGUGGUGGUUGCAUGCUGUGGUGGUUGCAUGCUGUGGUGGUAUGCAUGCUGUGGUGGUUGCAUGCUGUGGUGGUAUGCAUGCUGUGGUGGUUGCAUGCUGUGGUGGUUGCAUGCUGUGGUGGUUGCAUGCUGUGGUGGUUGCAUGCUGUGGUGGUUGCAUGCUGUGGUGGUAUGCAUGCUGUGGUGGUAUGCAUGCUGUGGUGGUAUGCAUGCUGUGGUGGUAUGCAUGCUGUGGUGGUUGCAUGCUGUGGUGGUUGCAUGCUGUGGUGGUUGCAUGCUGUGGUGGUUGCAUGCUGUGGUGGUUGCAUGCUGUGGUGGUUGCAUGCUGUGGUGGUUGCAUGCUGUGGUGGUUGCAUGCUGUGGUGGUUGCAUGCUGUGGUGGUUGCAUGCUGUGGUGGUUGCAUGCUGUGGUGGUUGCAUGCUGUGGUGGUUGCAUGCUGUGGUGGUUGCAUGCUGUGGUGGUUGCAUGCUGUGGUGGUUGCAUGCUGUGGUGGUUGCAUGCUGUGGUGGUUGCAUGCUGUGGUGGUUGCAUGCUGUGGUGGUUGCAUGGCUGUUCCAACCAACUUCCAAGCCUAACAGCAUCACUCUAA
This is a messenger RNA of Closterium sp. Yama58-4, 3855 nucleotides long. The record is from the annotation of a GenBank genome assembly. NCBI's taxonomy places the organism in Eukaryota, Viridiplantae, Streptophyta, Zygnematophyceae, Desmidiales, Closteriaceae.